UGUGAUACCCUACUUAAACACAAACUCAAACACAACACAAACUAAAAUCAUGAUAUCAUCACCAAGUUCAUACUUGGCAAUUUUAAUCCUCUUGAUAUCAAUUUCAUUAACAAAAUCAGCUUCAAUUGAAGAAAACUUUGUCCAAUGUCUAAGUUUCUAUUCAGACAAAGCAGCACCAUUUUAUGCAUCAAUUUACACUCCAAACAAUGCUUCAUUUAACAACAUCCUUAAUUCUUCAGCACAAAAUCUAAGGUAUUUGGUACCUUCUGCUCCAAAACCCGAAUUCAUAUUCACACCCUUAACCGAUUCACAUGUCCAAGUAGCUGUUACUUGUUCAAAGAAACUUGGUAUUCAUCUAAGAGUAAGAAGUGGUGGCCAUGAUUAUGAAGGACUCUCAUAUGUUUCCGAAAUCGAAACGCCUUUCAUAAUCGUCGACCUAGCCAAACUUCGCGAUGUAAAUGUUGAUAUUGGAGAUAAUAGCGCUUGGAUUCAAGCCGGUGCUACUAUCGGCGAAGUUUAUUAUAGAAUACAUGAGAAAAGUGAUGUUCAUGGUUUCCCUGCUGGUCUUUGCACAAGUUUAGGUGUUGGUGGACACAUAACAGGAGGUGCAUAUGGAUCCAUGAUGAGAAAGUAUGGUCUUGGAGCUGAUAAUGUUCUCGACGCAAAAAUAGUCGAUGCGAACGGAAAUAUUCUCGAUAGAAAAUCUAUGGGGGAGGAAUUCUUUUGGGCUAUUAGAGGUGGUGGAGGUGGAAGUUUUGGUAUUCUUCUUUGGUGGAAGAUAAAACUUGUUCCUGUUCCAAAAACCGUGACGGUUUUUACCGUUACCAAAAGCUUAGAACAAGAUGCAAGUAAGAUUGUUCAUAAAUGGCAAGAAGUAGCACCAACUAUUGAUGAAAAUCUCUUUAUGAGAGUUAUCAUUCAACCAGCUGCUAGUACUGCAAACAAAACUCAAAGAACUAUUACUACUUCUUACAAUGCUCAAUUCCUAGGCGAUUCGGAGAAACUCCUUCAAGUUAUGAAGGAAAGUUUUCCUGAAUUAGGUUUGACUAAACAAGAUUGCACGGAAACUAGCUGGAUCAAAUCUGUUAUGUAUAUUGCAGGCUAUCCAAAUGAUACACCACCUGAAGUUUUGCUUGAAGGAAAAUCAACAUUCAAGAAUUACUUCAAAGCAAAGUCAGAUUUCGUAAGAGAACCGAUACCGGAAACGGGUUUACAAGGAUUAUGGCAAAGGUUGUUGGAAGAAGACAGUCCUUUGAUGAUUUGGAAUCCAUAUGGUGGCAUGAUGAACAAUUUUUCGGAAUCUGAUAUCCCUUUUCCUCACAGAAAUGGAACACUUUACAAAAUUCAGUAUUUAACUCUUUGGCAAGAUGGAGACAAGAAUGCUUCAAAGCAUGUUGAUUGGAUCAGGAAGCUUUAUAACUACAUGACCCCUUAUGUGUCUAAGUUUCCAAGGGAAGCAUAUGUGAACUAUAGAGAUCUUGAUUUGGGAAUGAAUAAGAAGAAUAGUACAAGCUUUAUACAAGCAACUUCUUGGGGUAACAUGUAUUUCAAAGAUAAUUUCAAUAGGUUGGUGAAAAUUAAGACUAAAGUGGAUCCUGAAAAUGUGUUCAGGCAUGAGCAGAGUAUUCCACCGCUACCAGUUUCAACUAUGCAACUAAAAGACAAGAAAUGCAAGAGAUGGGAAUAAGGCACUGAUUUGCCAGAGUUUCUUGUUGGUAAUUAUAAAUUUCAUGCAGGGUUGUUUGGGUGAAAUAGACAAAAUAAAAAAUAUAUUUUGAUAUUUUCUGUGUUUGGUGUUGUUAAUGUUGUAAGAUAAUGAUUGAGUGUUUUUCUGUUUUAAACAUUUCUAGCUUUACAUUAUCUUUAUGUGGAAAGAUUCUUGAUGACAGGUGUUGUUGUUCUGUGAAAGAAGUAAUUCUUGCAUAAAUAUAGAUCUUGCAAAAAUAUAUGAUAGAGAGCAACACUAUUUGAAGUUCUUAACUCCACUUUGAUGAUAAUACCAUUUACAUUAGUUUAAGAAA
Molecule: messenger RNA, 2021 nt
Organism: Medicago truncatula (barrel medic)
Lineage: Eukaryota; Viridiplantae; Streptophyta; Magnoliopsida; Fabales; Fabaceae
Product: berberine bridge enzyme-like 13
Exons: 1
Coding region: 50-1687 (545 amino acids)
Molecular function (GO): oxidoreductase activity; FAD binding
Source: RefSeq, a predicted model, not a curated record